Messenger RNA from Homo sapiens (human), 1330 nucleotides. It is a transcript of the gene APOO, whose product is annotated as apolipoprotein O. Gene Ontology annotation, biological process: cristae formation. Gene Ontology annotation, cellular component: endoplasmic reticulum membrane; Golgi membrane; mitochondrial inner membrane. Bases 548 to 1156 code for a protein of 202 amino acids. NCBI's taxonomy places the organism in Eukaryota, Metazoa, Chordata, Mammalia, Primates, Hominidae. The transcript is spliced from 10 exons. The record is from RefSeq and is a predicted model, not a curated record.
GGACCAACUUAGGUCAGUUGUCUGACCCUGUAACAGUUGUCAGAGGAAUGCCAUGAUCUGAUUGGCUUAGACUAAACAGGAUCAACCCAGGGUGGCGUCACUUAAUCACAGGGGAGAGGAAUGCAUUCAUGAACACAAUGGAGUUCUUUUAGGAAGGAAGAGGGAGAAUAGAGACUGGAUAUGCAACCAACAAUGUCCAUGACGGAGAUAUAAGCUAGAUGAGAUAUGAGUUAGUUACAUAUCAUGAGUCGUGUUCACUGAUUUGGGCACUUUGGAAAGCUUUCAUGAUCCUUAUACUUUAGGUUUACUGAUGGAAGUGAAGGGUAGAUUAACCUGGGUUGGUGACUGAGGGCCAAGUAAGUGGACACUAUGAUGGUUGAUAAGCUUGACUAUCAAGGGAAGGAGAGAGAAUUUGGUAACUAGAAGGAUAUGUUCAGUCAAGAUUCUAGAGAGAAUACCUCAGCUGUGCAAGGGAGAGAUAUUCCCACCCGAGAGAUGGAAGGAAAAGAAAGGUGCGAGAGAUUGUAGACCAGUGGUUCUCCAUAGAAUGGUACGACUCAACAGAAUGGUAAUUCAGAGGUCCGUGGGGCCAGCCAGCCUGAGCUUGCUCACCUUCAAAGUCUAUGCAGCACCAAAAAAGGACUCACCUCCCAAAAAUUCCGUGAAGGUUGAUGAGCUUUCACUCUACUCAGUUCCUGAGGGUCAAUCGAAGUAUGUGGAGGAGGCAAGGAGCCAGCUUGAAGAAAGCAUCUCACAGCUCCGACACUAUUGCGAGCCAUACACAACCUGGUGUCAGGAAACGUACUCCCAAACUAAGCCCAAGAUGCAAAGUUUGGUUCAAUGGGGGUUAGACAGCUAUGACUAUCUCCAAAAUGCACCUCCUGGAUUUUUUCCGAGACUUGGUGUUAUUGGUUUUGCUGGCCUUAUUGGACUCCUUUUGGCUAGAGGUUCAAAAAUAAAGAAGCUAGUGUAUCCGCCUGGUUUCAUGGGAUUAGCUGCCUCCCUCUAUUAUCCACAACAAGCCAUCGUGUUUGCCCAGGUCAGUGGGGAGAGAUUAUAUGACUGGGGUUUACGAGGAUAUAUAGUCAUAGAAGAUUUGUGGAAGGAGAACUUUCAAAAGCCAGGAAAUGUGAAGAAUUCACCUGGAACUAAGUAGAAAACUCCAUGCUCUGCCAUCUUAAUCAGUUAUAGGAAAAACUAGACCAGACCUCUGUUAUCUUCUGUGAAAUCAUCCUACAAGCAAACUAACCUGGAAUCCCUUCACCUAGAGAUAAUGUACAAGCCUUAGAACUCCUCAUUCUCAUGUUGCUAUUUAUGUACCUAAUUAAAA